CUGCAAACUCGCAAUUACCAGCCAGUGGUUAUCAUUUUUCUAACACAGUUCCUAUUGUUAGAGAUAGGUGUUUCAUUGCAAUAUGUCUUUUGGUUAUUUUGGCCAAUUACCGUUGUUGCACACUGGAGCAUCAGAUAUGGAAAGACAGUACUUUUAGAACUUAGUCCUUUCUCGUUAGUGUCAGUGGAAUUCAACCAGGAUGCCAGGACCAGCCCACUCAGAAUUAGUGCUGGACUGAAGCCUUGAUGAAUGACUUUAUGCAAUGGAGUGUGAGCUCCCAUCUCCAUAAUUCACUGAUGAACGUUCUGCUGUCAGUACUUCUGUAUGUUAAGUAAAGUUUGUUCAUCAUAAAAUGUAAUUUCUUCAAAACUAUAUUAUUUUCACAACUCUUAGGGGUAGAGUGAGAGAUUGUUUCACAUAGUAAUUUUUUUUUCCCUAGGCAGAACUGUCCUGUCCAGAGAUAUUUAGCCUGACUUUUAUGGUGCUGUGCCUAAAGAAUGUUCACAUAUUUCAAAAUUAUAAUUUGAAAUUUCUUUCUUUUAGAUUUUCAGAAAGUGUUACUUUUAGGGUAACCUGAGGCAAAACAAAGUUACAACCAACUCUAUAUGGUAGGAGUCAAGUGAUAAUGAUAUCAUAAUAUCCUCCUCUCUCUCAGGAGCCUGAUAUUGGGAAAAGUGCUGUUGGAGAAAUGUAGAGAGGUCUCAGAAUUGUUACAUGGGGGAAAACCCAAUUAUUCUGCAAAUUCCAGCAUUGCAAAUACCAGAAAUUGCAGACUUUCCAAAUAUUGGAAACACAAAGGAGAACGGAGUGGGCAAGCUUAUUUUGGCACUGAAGCAAAUGGCAUGCACAUUAUAAGAGGUUAUUAGAGAAGAUAAGUCUUGAUUCUAGGAAUUAGGCAGUAAAAUGGAUGAAAGGACAAAUAUGAGACACUUGAGUUUAAGUCUUCUUUAAUAAGAAAUACCAUAAGGCUGAAAUGAAAGUAACAGAAGAAUGUCAGUGGAGACAUUUUCCAUCCUGUAGUGCACAAGACCAAAGAAACACACUAUCUUGGUGACCAGUGUGCAAAAUUCAUUAUGCAGAUUAAGUGUACUACUGCUUCCCCCUUUUAUUAAGAGCUACCUUAGCAAUAGCAAAGGGACAGGACUGCUUGAAAGGCUUUCUAUAAGAAGGCAUGAAACAAGGUUUUACUAAGAUUGGAAUUACCUUCUUAAGAUUUUGGUAUUAGAAUGUCACAACUACUGUCACCAAGUUUGAGUUCCUGGUAACAGCCAGCAGUUUUAAGAAGCCAUGACAAAUUUAACAUCAAAGAGGUGAGAUGUGCUUCCCUUUCUAUUCCUCUCUUCUAUGUGUUUUGACUUUUCAUUUCCAUCAUUUUUAUGUUUCCUUUUUGUUUUUAGAGAGCAGAAAACAACUUUCUGCACUGGGAUAAAAGACAGUGUUGGAAUCUGGCCUUCUGUAAUCAUGUCUGUGCACUGCAACCCACUGCAAGCCAGUAACGCAAUGUUUUUUAGGCCUUGCAACUCCCAUCUCAGAUUCUUAUAGCAUGCAUGCUCGUUUUCUUCCUUGGCUGAAAGACAUGCAUGUGUUCUCACAUCUUAGCUUGUAGUACAUUUCUGUGAGUUGUGGCCUUGUGCCCAACCUGUUAAUCUGCACUGCUUAGUAAUCAUUAAACAUUACAUAUCACUUUUGUUGAGAGGAGGAGAUGGAUGUUUAUUUGUCAUUUGGAUAGUCUGCACCUAUCCAAAGAGCCAAGGUAACUGAGACAGGACUUGGUCAUUUAUAUACCUCACAAGAAUGAACGGAAAGUCAAUCUUUGUCCUCUGAUCUGUCUGCAUUUUUACAGAAGCAACAGAUCUUGUGAUCUGAAUGCGCUGACAUGCAGGAAUGGAACUCUGACCUCCAGCAGUCCCAUUCUACGCACUGAGCAGAACAGUACUUAAUUCCAGCCUGCAAAGUGCACUCAAGUAAGACUGCAGUUCUCUUCAUACACCUCGAAUACGUAAAAUCAAAAACUAAUGCUACACGUGGAUGCAUAAACCAAAUCAAAUCUCAGAUGAGAAGUAGCUUCAAAGGUCAGAGAUGUGUUAGCCUGAACUCAGCAUAAUUUUUGGAUGAGUGUUAGUUAAUUAAUAAUCUUACACAUUAUUUAAACUCAAAUCCUCAGCUAGUGCUACAUAUAUAUACAAGUUUACAGAGUAAUACAAGUGACAACACACUACCAAGCAGCAAGCUCAAGAUUCCAUAACUACCCAUUCUUACCUUGAGGAGUAUUUAGCUAAUAAUUAUCCUUUAUGCAAAUAGAGCAAUGCCUGACUGAAGACUUUCAUUCAUUCCAAUGUGCAAAAACAGAGGUGAUACACUCCUGUCAAAAAGCUAUCCAGGAACACGUAAAUGAAGUAAAUGGGACAAUGGAAAGACAACUCGAGGCUACCAGAAUGGAAAACAGCACCUCUUCCUUCUUUAUCAUGGAAAGAAAGACACAUGUGAAGAUUAAUAGGAAACAAGUCAUGCUAGCUAAGCUGAGAAAGAGCUGCUCCUGCACCCCACAGAAGCUGAAGAACUUUGUUAUGGAUUUCUUUCCUGUUCUACGAUGGCUUCCCAAGUACCAGUGCAAAGAAUACAUUUGGGGGGAUAUUAUGUCUGGGUUAGUGAUUGGGAUCAUUUUGGUGCCUCAAGCAAUUGCAUACUCACUGCUGGCAGGUCUGAAGCCCAUUUAUAGUCUUUACACGUCAUUCUUCGCCAACAUCAUCUAUUUCUUAAUGGGCACAUCCCGUCAUGUAUCAGUUGGCAUUUUCAGCUUGAUAAGCUUAAUGGUAGGACAAGUUGUGGACCGAGAACUUCUCUUGGCUGGGUUUGACUUGAAUGAUGAUGCCCCACCAGCCUUGGGUGAUGGCUCUCUGCAGAAUGACAGUCUGUCCAACACAACUGCCUUCAACCUUACAAUUGCGGGGAUAAAUGCUGAGUGCGGGAAAGAAUGCUACGCUAUCGGCAUUGCUACAGCCUUGACAUUCAUGGCUGGAGUGUAUCAGGUUCUAAUGGGGAUUUUCCGUCUGGGUUUUGUAUCUAUGUACCUGUCUGAGUCAGUACUGGACGGCUUUGCAACCGGUGCUUCCUUAACCAUUUUAACAGCUCAAGUGAAAUAUUUGAUUGGAAUAAAAAUUCCACGUAGCCAAGGGCAUGGGAUGCUUGUUAUUACCUGGAUUAACAUUUUCCGGAACAUUUCUCAGGCCAACCUUUGUGAUGUCAUCACAAGUGCCAUUUGUAUCGUGGUGCUGGUCACUGCGAAGGAACUGGGAGAUCGGUAUAAGCACAAACUGAAAUUUCCUCUUCCCACAGAGCUGGUAGUUAUUGUUGUGGCAACACUGGUGUCACACUACGGGAAGUUAAAUGAAGUCUAUGCAUCCAGUGUUUCUGGAGCUAUUCCAACAGGAUUUAUUCCUCCAGAGGUACCACAGUUCAACUUAAUGCUCCGAGUCGCCGUAGAUGCUUUGCCUCUUGCCCUAGUCAGUUUUGUCUUCACUGUGUCCCUUUCCGAAAUGUGUGCAAAGAAAUAUGCUUACACCAUCCGAGCCAAUCAGGAGAUGUUUGCUGUGGGGUUCUGCAACAUCAUCCCUUCUUUUUUCCACUCUUUUGCAACCAGUGCAGCUCUGGCAAAAACCCUCGUCAAAACAUCUACAGGCUGCCAGACUCAAGUCUCUGGAGUAAUUAGUGCAAUGGUGGUUUUGCUGGUGCUGCUCUUCCUGGCACCUCUCUUCUACUCCUUGCAGAAGUGUGUCCUGGCUUGUAUCAUUAUUGUCAGCCUCCGAGGAGCCCUGAGGAAGUUCAGAGAUGUGCCAGCACGGUACCACGUGAAUAAGGUGGACACGCUUGUUUGGGUCAUUACUGUGUCUGCCUCUGCCUUGGUCAGCACAGAAAUAGGGUUGUUGGUUGGCAUGGUUUUCUCCAUGUUAUGCAUUGUUGUUCGGACACAGCGGCCACGGACAGCCCUGCUUGGUCAGAUCCAAGACACAGGCUUUUAUGAGGAUGACUUAGAAUAUGAAAAUCUCACUACUGUUCCAAAGGUCAAAAUAUUUCGUUUUGAGGGUCCACUUUACUAUGCAAAUAAAAACUACUUCCUAAAGUCUCUGUACAGAUUGACCAACUUAGAUCCUAAUCUAGAAGCUGCUAGAAGGAAGAAAUAUGAGAAGAAGGAAAAGCAGCAUCUGCAAAAGGGAAAUCACAGAACUGCUAAUGGACUGGGCAUCGGAGAAACCACUUUGCAACUAGUUCCUAAGCAAAUCGAUUUCCAAGCCCUUGUUGUAGAUUGCUCCUCCAUCUCAUUUUUGGACACCACUGGAGUUAAUACCCUAAAGGAAAUCCUGAAAGACUACAAGAACUUAAACAUUUCUGUUCUCCUGGCUUGCUGCAAUCCCUCAGUGAUAGACUCUCUGAAAAGAGGAGGUUACUUUGGAAGAGAUUUUGGAAGUAUGCAGGAAAUGCUGUUCUACAGUAUACAUAAUGCUGUGCUGUUUGCAAAAGACCAAAAGCUUCCAGCAGAUUGCUCAGUUUAACCCUAUGGCUUCCCUGACAAUUCACCACAAAAGCAACAGAUGCAGUGGGGCAAUUUGCAAUAGGUAAAUUAUCAGACACACUAUUGGCUGUGUACAAGCCAUUCUCCCCUGAAGAGCUCCACUGCUUGUCAGAUGCCAUGUAGAACAGCCACUGAGGAUGCAGUCCAGGACAAGCAUGGAACAGGUCAGAUUUUCACCUGCACCUUCACUUUAAAAUGCAGGUGACGUGCAGUAAGGAAUUUUGGGAUUGGCUUGUCCCUUGUACCAUGAUCAUUUAUGACCCAACAUGUAUGUCAUGAGACUGUUGUACUCGUGGUCAGCCCAGUGUCACCUGGCUCUCCCAGGGGUUUAAUGACCGGUUUGUGUUAAGAGGGUUAAGCCAUUCCCAUGAAAAUGCAAUCAAUCCAGCAUCCUGGACAUGUAAUGGUUUAAAUUCUGGCUUGCAAGGCCCUGCCCCUUCCAUCAUUCCAGACGUGCUCCUAAACAACUCCCACUGUUUGCACACAAAUAAAAUGUAUAAAAUAUUGUAGCAUGUCUCUCCUCCUCGAUUACACAGGCUUAAUAGCAUAACCUGCCACAGGAGAAGAAAUUGUGAUUCAUCACAGGUUCCUCUCAAAACGACGAUUUCCAAAAAUUGCUGCUGGAGUUGGUUGUUUUAUUAGCUUAAAUCUGUGGUAAUUAGUUGCUGAAGGCUGUGAUACCCCUAAUGAUGCCGGAAGAAACAUGCUUGACGCAAGAUUUUGUAACUAGUAAGAGGAUAAACAGGAUUAGGGAAAACGAAUGGCUUUAACUGCCAGUCACACAACUACCCAGGUAGCUGUACCACCAUCCUGUAAAAAUAAGUUGCCUCUGGUGGGCAGAUGCAACUCUAAUUCAGGGAUACAUAAGGAACACCAAACAUAAAACCUCAGAACUGUGAUGCAGUACGUCACCUUCUUCCUACAAAUGCCUGCCUGGGUUCAAAGAAAAACAGGAGCAAAUAGGGUAGGGUGGGAAGGUAAAUCUGUGAGUUGCCUACAAGGGGAUUGAUAGGUCAGUCAGAACUGCCUGGCUGGUCUUCUCUAAUGCAAUGCUAAUGAAGUAUUACAAGUAACAUACCUGGGCCAAGUAAAGGGAGCAAUGCUUUGUAACUUGGGAUCCUCGUAUGUUGGAAAAAUUCCACCACUGUUUGUAUAUACUACAGAUGUUGUGGGGUUUUGUUUGUUUUGCUUUGGGUUUUUUUCUUCCCAUCAUAUUAGUCUUUGAUUUGAGGUCCACUAGACCAUGUUUUCCAGGUCUAGUCACUUUCUAUAAUAAUUUACCUUAGCUGCUGUUCAUUGUGCUUUAUGUCGUAUGAUACUACCAGUGGUAGUUGUUUUGUUAUAUAUGCAUAUUCUUUUUAUUACAAAUAAGUAUAGCUUUGGAUUUUGAUUUUAACACAGUUAGUACACAGUGUUCUGGCUCAUGGUACAGGCAGAAUAUCCUCCACUCAAGUUUAUAAUUACCUGCACAAAAGGUAGGAAAGCUGCCCUGUCUCUCUCAUUAAUCAUGGCUGGUUCAUACAGCACCAAGCACAGAAGGAAAUUCUGUCACAGCUAUGCCUCUUACAAUUAGCAGACUCUAGAAACAGAGUCCACGUAGAAGCUCUAGAAACAGAGCUUCCAAGUAUGCAGAAGCUAUUUCUUUGCUGUGACAUUAAAAAAAGAAAAGAAGUCAGGUCAACACAACAUGUGACUUGCUUGUUUCAACUUUUUAGAUCUCUGAAGGAAAGAACACUCAAACUGAGGCUCUCCAGGUGCCCCAGGCACUGUCUGGCUCUCAAGAACAAGUAUUUUGUUAAAGGAAAAGUAGUGCUUUACCAAAACAUAAAAAAAAAAAUUCAAAAAAAUAAAAAAUGUCUUCACAGGGAUUGAGAAUAGCACAGUAUUACCUGAUUCAAUACUGACAUUUUCAUGAACUCAUUACUGUUAAGAAGACCAGAGCAGUAAAACCUGCCAGAAAUGUCACAAGAUUAAAGGAUUGAUCAUUGGCAGCAUUUUCAUGUCAUCAAACAAUUCACUUAUAUUAUUAUUUAAACUGCUGACUUGGUAUGCCUAGCUUUUCUGUUCUAAAAAGAAAUGAGCAGAGCCCAAGGAAAAAAUAUUGCUUUGUGUAACCGUACUUUGAUCAGGAAAUACCUCUUUUAAGGUCCUGCUUGCGGCAAGCAUGAGGAGUUAAUACCACACAGUAUCAAUACAGACACUCUUAGGCUGCUGUGCCAAAACAAGCUGUCGUUGGAAGUCAAAUAAAACAUCCUAGCAAUCCAGACAUUUUUUAGCUUUAUGGAUCAAUCCACCAACCCAGAACAUAAAGAAAAAAAUGCAAAAAAUACCCUUAACUCUAGAGUAAUCUCAUUUUAAAAGAGGAAAAAAAAGAGGUUCUAAUGGAAGGUGUAUCCUUGCAACAGUCUCCAGAGAAAAAUGAAGACAGGUUGAGAAAUUAAGAGUCAGAAGUCUCUUCUUCAUCAUAUUUAUUGUAGGAAUGGUACAAAAGGAUACCUAAGCUAAGAAACUUGGCUACACAUAAGAGAGAGUAAGCUUUAGGACUUUUACUACAAAGAAAGAAACUAUUGAUCAGAAGAAACCACAGAAACAAUUUUCUGGUUUGGGUUUACUGGUAGAACUGGCUCACAAUCAAGCUGUGUUGGACAAUGUCACACACAGCAGGGAAACAACUUCAGUGCUAUGCUGUAGGGAUGUUGGGAGACUCUGAAUUAUUUCUAAGGAGUAUGUAAAAGUUAAUUUAAAAAGCAAACCUUUUUCUAGCACAUUUAUGUUUGCUAUACUGUGUUAUACCAAGAUGAAGGACAUGAAGACUGAAAAUUAACAAAAACUGCUGAUACUCUUCUCUCCUAAUCUACCAGAGAUUAAGUAUGGUGUCUUGCAGAGGAGCUGGGGAUGGUCUUGUAAUUCUGACUAUGUUAAUAUUAAUACUGUUGAAAUAAAGAUUGUUAUAUGCCUUUUAGGAAAUGUUAUAUGCUUCAUAUAGAAUGACUGUAUUUUUGUUCACUGUGAUGCCUUGUGAUUUAUCAUGUAUCAUGUAACAAACAGAUUUUAGUACUGCUACAUAAGAACAGAAAAGGGUUCUUAACUUGUGGACUGUGUGUGUCCCUUAGAGCUGGGCAAAGAGUUGGGAAUCUUCAGCUCAAACUGUCCUGUUGACUAGUGCAGCAUGGUAAGAAUGUGUGGUUUAGGUGUCAAAACAGCUCUGUUUAUUGGCACUGGUAACUAACAACCUGGGAACUGUCCAGUCCCUGAAAAACAUCUUAGGUUUCCCAAUAAUCAUGAAUAUUUCUAUGCCACAAGACCAAGAGACAAAUGUGUGCUUUUGGCUGGAAAAUAAAACUAGCAGUUCUUUGAAAA
This is a messenger RNA of Chiroxiphia lanceolata (lance-tailed manakin), 7930 nucleotides long. RefSeq names its product solute carrier family 26 member 1 (gene SLC26A1). The record is from RefSeq and is a predicted model, not a curated record. Gene Ontology annotation, cellular component: membrane. Lineage: Eukaryota; Metazoa; Chordata; Aves; Passeriformes; Pipridae. Gene Ontology annotation, biological process: transmembrane transport. Gene Ontology annotation, molecular function: secondary active sulfate transmembrane transporter activity; chloride transmembrane transporter activity; oxalate transmembrane transporter activity.